UCACAACAGUCCACGCAACCGGAAUCUUAUCACGUUAUCAGUGACGAACAGCCCUAAACGAAUUUAAGUGUUCUUGUCCGAGUGCCGACCGGCCGUCGUCAACUUGUUUGGUUUUCUUUCAUUAAUUAAUUUUAUUAGUACUUAAUUAAUACUACACGUGUUGUCUCGAGUAUUAGACCGUUCAAUAGAUAACGUUAGUCGCUAGCCAACCACUCCUAGGUAUGUGGAGUUAAUGUUUGGAAGUGUUUGAUUUGUAUACUUCAAUAUUAUCAACAACGCGAUGACGGUUUGGCAAAUGUAUAUUGGUGUUCCAUGUUAGCUUUAAACAAACUCAAGAUCUUCAUUAUCUUUUAAAAAGACGUAAGUAUAAUUUGGUGUGGAACUUACACGUCAAUGAUCACUAAGUGCAGAACUUAGUGAUCAACUUACUAAUUGACACAUUUUUGAUUGUAUUUGUAUUAUUAAUGGUACUGUGUUAUAGUUGUAGUGUACACUAGUUUUAACAUAGUGUGUAACUGUUUUUGGCAUAGGAUUUAAACAAUAUAACCAUAUUAUAUAAAUAUAAUAUACCUAUUUACUGUGUUAUGUGAUUGUCUACUUUCAUAUGAUAUUAGAAUCAUUCAUUACAAACAAUUUUAAUAGUUGAAAUGUAUAUGUUAGCAAAAUUAUAUGCAUUAACUGUUGUUUUUUUUUCUUAUUUAAUUAAUUUUUAAUUUUGUUAUUUCUGUUCGCAUAUUAAAGUUAAUUAUUUUUAAAAAGUUAAUACUCCUACCUGCCCGCCUAACGAUGUACCUAUUAAAACAAUUUUAUUAUUAACUUUAAAAUGUUCAUCUCAUUGGAUUAUAAUUUAAAUUGAAAAGUAAAUAAUGAGAUAUUAAAAUCUACUUGCAUAGUUUUAUUGUUAUGUAUUAAUUGAUAAAAAUAUAUAGGUAGGUAGUUACAUUUUUUGAGUCAAAAUAGUCUUAUUAAUAUUUAAUAUUGUAGCUAGUUACCCAUUAACCGUGCAUUUGUUUUGUAAAUUAAAAAUAUAGUUUAAUAGUUUCCCUUAAAAUAAUAAUUAUUUAACAAUAUUAAUUUGAUAAUUUUUUUACAGCUUUUAUAAAAUUGAAGUGAACUUCUAGUCUAAAAUGCAGGACUUUACAAGUGAUUCUAAUAGGCAGCAGAGCACCAUUUCUUUAGCUUUUCUUCGUUUAUCUCAGGUAUUUAAAAUUAUUUUUUUACAUCAAAUAUUUUUAACGGAUAUUUAGAUAUAAUUUAUUAUUAAAUGUAAAAGUGUUUCCUGGUAUCUGACAAUCCAAUAUUUAAAGUUGAUUUUUAACUAAUCCUGAUCAGAAUGUGACAAGAAAUUCAAUUUGUUAAAUUUCAUUUGAAAUUCAAUGUCACAGUCUAUAAACAUGUAAUUAUGGGUUUAUACAAAUAUACUAUAUUUUUUGUGUUUUCAGUGUUCAGAAUGAAGUUUUGUUUGUUUGGUUAGCUGUAUAAAUAUUGUAUAAAAUGAAUUAAAAAAUAUUUGAUUAUUUUUUUAGGCAAUUCCUACAGUAUUGUAAAUUUACUGAAAAUUCUAGUAUGUUGAUCAAACAAUAUGAUAAGAUUUAAUACCAAAUUGGGUUAAAAAAUCAAAGGUUAAUUAAAAUUAUAAACAUUUUUUAUAUAUGCACUACAACAUGAUUCUGUAUUACAUAACAGAAAAAUUUAAACCUUAAAAUCAAAUAAUAUUUUAAAUAUUUUUAUAUUAAUUCUGUUGUCAAAUAAUAACAAAAAAAAAAAAAAAAUUGAUAAUUCUGUUGUCAUCUAUUGAUUUAUUUCAAAAUUCAGUUUCAAUGUUUACAAAUUUGUUAAUACUUAAAGUACAUAUUUUGGUAAUCAUGCAAUUAUACACCAGUUUGUGUUACUUUUUUUGUGGAUAGUGGUAAUAGUGGGUGGUAUACUGUUAAGCAGUUAUGCAUAAAAACAAUUUUUAACUUUUUAAGAGACAUGGGCUUCUUUUUCUCUUGGAACUUAUAGGCACAAAAUAGGUAGCCAUAAACAUCUAUUAUAGGAUUUUAUGUUUUAGGAUGAGAGUUGCCAGUUCAAAAAAGAUUGUUUAAACUGUGUUAUGUGUUAAACUUGUUUGAUGUGCAAUUGUUGAAUAAUAAAAUGUUUUAAUAUUUUUAAAUUAAGUUGAUUAGUAAUUUAAAUUGCUAAGUAAAUUAUUAUAUUAUAAAUUAAUUAUUACAUUUUUGUUUAAAAUAUAUUAGUCAAAUUAGUACUUAAAAAAUACUUAACCUUCUUAAGUUCCAUGCGAUUGCUUUUAAAAAUUAUAAUGUGUUGUGAUUUUUAUUUGCAUAGAUAUGGCUGUGAAUUGAUUUUAAUCUUAAAUUGGAUUUAAUAUAUUUUUGUUGGUUGAUAUUCGUUCACAAACUAACAUUUCUGUAGGAAUUUCUAUUUUAUUUUGAAAAUAUUUCAAUAUGAUAAGUCAAGUUGUAUUCUUUAUGGUAAUAUUAUAUUUGUAUAACUUUAAAUUCUUAAGUAUCUGUAAUGUUAUUAUAAAGUCAGUUUGUACAUAGGUAAUCAGUAAAAUACCUCUUAACUAAUCCACUCACUAUGUAUAGUAAGUUUAACAUUAACAUUUGACACAUAGGAGCAUACAAUUUUAACAUGUAUUACCAUACAUUAUCAUAAAUAAUUUUUUAUUUAUUGUAAAUAUUAGUUUUAGUAACGAAUAGACUUAAAUUUAUAAUAAUUAGUAAAAAAAAUUGAAAAUCCAAAAAGAAAAAUCAAAUCAAUUUACCUAAUGAUUUAUUUUUAUUUUAAAUAUUAAUUAUCUAGGUAUUCCUUCAAAAUAGUUUAUUUAGCUAUUCAAAAGAUUUUUAUAUAAACAUAAGUUCUAGAACUUUGUAUUUAAUUUUUAAUUGGUUUUUCACAGAUGCUGCAAAAAUUUCUUGAUGACAUAACACCUUUUAAAACAGCAAGAUGGAUAGCAGCACUUGUAAUAGUCCUUGUAUUUAUGAUAAGGAUAAUAAUGCUACAGGUAAUAAUGAAAUUGUAAAUUAUCUUAUUACUGUUUAGAAUAACUUUGCCUUCCAAAAUUUAACUAAAUGAUGAAUCUGUUGGAAGUUGAUUCUAAUUUAUUUAGAGUGCAAUAUUAUUCCAAAAUUUUUCCUAUAUUAUCAACUAUAAAAGGUAUCUUAUCUCUGACCUAAAAUUAAAUCAUGAUGAAUAAAAAAUAAAAAAAUAUCAAUAAGAAACGCAUGUAAUAUUGAACAAUGGAUCUGAUGGAAAUUUUCUUGGUAAUGCUGCAUUUUGGAACAAGAAUAUUAUUGAACUGUUGUGUUUUAAAAUAUCUAUUAUCAUUUUUAUUAAAAUUCAGUUAUAUCAUUUUUAUUAAAUAUAACUGAAUUUUGGAAGACAUCCUAAUAUAUUAUAAGUUUUUUUUUUUUUUAAUUCAAUAAUUUAUUUUAUUAUGUCAAAUGGUCACUAAUAUGUUUUUAAAUGUUUUUUAUUUAUACAAUUAUAGGGAUGGUACAUAAUUACUUAUGCAUUGGGCAUAUACCAUUUAAAUUUAUUCAUUGCAUUCCUUACACCAAAAAUAGAUCCAGCUAUGGAAGAGUUUGAGGGUAAUUGUUUAUUGUUAUAUUUAAAAAUUAAAAAUAAUAAUAAUUAUUUUUCUAAUGUUAAUAGAUGAUUCGGGGCCGGCUUUGCCAACACGAGCAAAUGAAGAAUUCAGACCAUUUAUUCGCCGUUUACCUGAAUUCAAAUUUUGGUACUCGGUAGUAAAAUCCACAAUUUUGUCAAUAUUUUUGACAUUUUUCCAAUUUUUUGACGUUCCUGUAUUUUGGCCCAUUCUUGUAUUAUACUUCAUAGUUUUAUUUUGUAUUACAAUGAAACGUCAAAUAAUGGUAAGAAAUAUUUAUGUCCAUACUAUACUUUAAAGUUUUAUUAAAACAACUUAGUUGGUUGAGUUAAAAAAAAUAAAUAUAAAGUGGGUAUAUCAAUAUAUAAUAUAUACAUUAUACAUACUAUUUUAUUCUAACAUAAUACUAAGUAACUAAGUAACUAGUAACUCAUUCAUUUUAGUGUAGAUUGUAGUGAGUAUACAACUUUCCUUAUAAAAAAAUCUAGUAUUAUACUAUUAUUUUAAAGUUGAAAUUGUUAAAAAUCACAUUUGAGAAACUAAAACUUUUUAAAAAAAAAACCAUGUGUACUAUAAAUUAUAAAUAACUUUACAAUAAUACUUUGUCUAUUUUUGAUAGUUUUUCAAAAUUAUAUUUUCUAUCUAUAUCUAUAUAUUAUUUUAUAUAAUACAAUAUUUAUACAUAUAUUUUUUCAAGUUUCAUGAUCACAAUUUGCGUUCUAUAUUUAUACAUUUCCUCAUAUAACCAAGUAAUACAAUUUUUAUAAACCAAUAAUCAUUUGAUUAAUAAUUUUUCAAGUAUUAUAUGUAUAUGCUUUAGUAAAUUUAAUAUUUGAUACAUUUACACAAUGUUUAAUUUUGAAAUUAUUUUGAAUGUAUUUUUAAAUAAUAAAUAGAAUAAUUAGAAAUAACUGUAAUCAAGUUAACAAUUAUAAAUAAUAUAAUUGUUAAAAAUUAUGUUUUGUUAAUUUUAUUUUAAAUUGAAUUGAAUAAUAUAAUAAGUAACACGUAUACAAAACAAUUUAAAACAUGCUUACAUACAUAUAUUAAUAAAAGUGUAUAAAUAAAAAUAAUUAUGUAGUCUAAAAUAUUAUACAAAUAAAAUGAUUACCACUAGUUUUGGCCUUGAGCCAUUAUUAAGUGAAAUAGGUAAUUAAAUUAUCAAAGAAUAAAAAAGACUGACAUACUUCCCAUGGUGAGGUAGCCACUGUUGGUGAGAAGUUGGGUAGGUAGGAUAUUGAGAGGAAUUUAAUGUAUAUCUAUAUAACGUUAAAACAUUGGUAACGAAAAACAAUUCUGAGCGGAGUUCUUUUACAUAUGUUUUUUAAAGAUUGUAAUAUUUACAUUUUUAAUCAAAUUUUGAUAUUAAAAUUCUCAUUAAAAAAAACUAUAUUUUACUCAAUUUUUUUUCCAGUCUACGACGAUUUUAACUGAAUUAAAAAUAACAAAAAUAUUAUUUUUGUACAUUUUCCUAUUAUUUCUAUGUUUUUUUUCCUAUUUUUAUGAAAACUACUAGGGAAAUUAAAAAAUUGCCUCCUUAAAUUUACGAAUUAAAUACAAAAUUUUCUUAUAGAAAAAGUGCUACACUUGUAAAUCAGAUUAAGAAUUCUUGUAGAAAUGUUGUACUCGGUAAAAAAUAAAUAAAUAAAUGUACAUAAGAUAAAACUAAUUCUAACAUUUUAGAAAUCAAUAUAUAUAUACAGACUGAUUAAGAAAAUUACCCUGUUUAUGAUAACAAAAUAUUUUAGAUUUAAUUAAUUAAUUAAAUUUAAUCAUUUUAGCUUUCUUUAAAACUAUUUUUUAUUUCUACCUUUACUCCAUAUACUUUAAAUAAAUGUAUAUUUUUGUUUUUCAAUUAAGAACCCCUAUUUUUGAGCAUAUAGAUUCGAAUAGAGAAUAUUUUUCUAGAAAUUUUGAUAUGCAUAGCAGUAAUAUCAGAUUUACCGUACAUGACUUUUAACUGUUCAAACUUUAGACCGGAGGAGUAAUGAAGAGUUAUCAAUUUAUCAUUUAAAAGUAGAUUUGCAAUUUUUUACCCUCCCCUAUUACUCUGGUUUUAAUUUUAAACUGUUAUGAUUCAUAAAUGACAAAUCUGAUAAUAUUGCUAUGCAUAUCGAAAUUUCUAGAAAAAUAUUCUCUAUUCGAAUCUCUAUGCUCAAAAAUAGGGGUUUUUAAUGGAAAAACAAAAGUAUAUAUUUAUUUAUGUUUUAUGGAGUUUAGGUAAAAAUAAAAAAAAUGUUUUAAAAUAAAGCCAAAAUGAUUCCAUAAUGAUUUUAAAAAACAGAUAUAAAAUUCUUUUAGUAUCCUCUGAGAAAAGUGGUGGUUCAUGAUAAUAAAAAUAAAAAAAAUGAAGUAUUACUUAAUUAACUACUAUACAUAUUUCAUUUGUAUUAGUAAAUAUAAUUUAUACAUUAAUAUCUUAUUUAUAUUAUAGUAUUAUAAAAGUCAAUUAACAAUAUCCUUAUUUUCUCUCUUUUGUUCUUGUAAAUUGUUUUAAUAAAAUUUUAGUAUUGAUGUAUAAUAUUUAUAUUACAUAGUACACGUUUUUAAUUUAUUUUUUUAAUUUUCAGCACAUGAUCAGAUAUAGAUACUUGCCAUUCACCCACAGUAAACCCAAAUAUCAAGGUCACGAAGAGAGUGGAAAGGUGAUUAGAGCUAAAUGAUUAUUAAAUGGUGAGGAGGUGGGAAUCGGGAAAAUUUUAAAUUUUAAUUAUAAUUAUUAUGUAUACUUUUUAAAUAACAAUUUAAUGUAUGUAACAUAAUUAAAAAACGUUUUUUUUUUUCAAGCUACCUCUAAUUCCAGAAAAUUUGGUACCAGUUGUCACUCAAAAUGUAACAUGAUCAGAUAUUAUUUUUUGUAUCUGUUAAAUUAAUUUUCUUUUUUUGUACACAGAUAUAUUAUAAUAAUAUAAUUAUUAACUUCAAAAUAAAACAAAAAAGUUCAAUAUUAUAUUCAGUUACUUAGUUUUUUAUAAUAGAUUUUUUUUUUUUUUUUUUGAUUUAUCAAAUUAUUUUUGUUAAAAUUAAUUUGGUAGAAAUAAUGAUUAGGCAAUUAUCAAUUAAUUUAUUUUAUUAUUUUAUUUUAUUUGUAAAUUGGCAGGAGUUCAAAUAUAAAUAUUGUUUUACCUUAAUCAAAAAUGUCAAUAUUUGUUUUUAAUGCAAAUUUAAAAUUAAAAUACUUAUUAAGAAUUUUAUCAAUGAUAAAAUAUUAAUUUUGUAAUAUAAAUUGAAGUUUUUACCACUUAAAAAUACAGAAUAUAUCAUUUUUAUUCUACUUAAUUAUUCAUAGAAUGUGAUAUUCUAAUUUUAGAAUAUUUUAAUUAAUGAUACAUUAAUAACUAUUUCAUUAAAUAUAUUUUAACAAAAAUAGCUAAUAGCAUUGCCAAUAAAAAUUAAUUUAUUAUGUUGUCUCCAGAUUAUUAACUGACCAAAAUACGUUAAAAUAUGAUAAAAACUAUAACAGGUGUAGUGAGAAUUUCCGAUAAUAUGUGAUGUUUUAAAAGUUUUAUUUAAAAUAGAAUCUUUAUUAAUAUAUUUUUACAGUUAUUGAAACUGGGUAAUAUAAGACGUUGGUUUGUUAGAGUAGGUAUUUUACAUAUUUUAGUCAUUAUAGAAUUAGUUAUUGUCGGUUUAAAAUUUGGUUUGAUCAUCAAAUAAAUAGAAUAUUUCCAGUGUAAUUAGUCUAGAGAUAAGCUCACAAUAAAAGUAAAAAUAUACGGAUUUGUCUACAUUCAUCAUGCUGUAUAAUUUUAAUUUAUGAAUUUUGGUAAUAGUAUUAAAAAAAAAAUCACUAAUAUACAUUUAUUUUUAUUGAUACAUUUUAUUUUAUACAGUUAAUAUAAGUGUUCAGAUGACUGUUUCGAUUAAGAACUUAUUUUAAUUUUUAAAUAAAAGUAUAAAUAAUUAAACACAUGUAUUUUUUGAUGUUACUCUUGUCAUUUUUGAGUUGAUGUAAUAAAAACUUUCUUUUAUUCUUCGUAAGUAGUUGUACAGAAUUAUAAUUGUUACAGUGUAAAAUAAAUGUACAUUACUAUGUUAAUUAUUUGGAUUAAAAAAAUUAAUCAUAUAAAACUAAUUGGUACACAGUACAGGGGUUUGACAACUGAUGAACCAAUAAUACCAGGGAGCUGACAUAACACUAUAAAAAAGCGCUUGUUUGCAGUUAUAGUUGACUAACAAAAUAGAUUAAUAGAUGAAUUAUCAAAAAGUAUAACUUAUAGCAUAAAACUACAUUUAUAAACUGUUUACUGUACAACAU
This is a messenger RNA of Cinara cedri, 7871 nucleotides long. Lineage: Eukaryota; Metazoa; Arthropoda; Insecta; Hemiptera; Aphididae. The record is from the annotation of a GenBank genome assembly.